Messenger RNA from Felis catus (domestic cat), 2571 nucleotides. It is a transcript of the gene EFHC2, whose product is annotated as EF-hand domain containing 2. The transcript has 15 exons. Gene Ontology annotation, cellular component: microtubule. Lineage: Eukaryota; Metazoa; Chordata; Mammalia; Carnivora; Felidae. The record is from RefSeq and is a predicted model, not a curated record. Gene Ontology annotation, biological process: regulation of neuron projection development. Bases 108 to 2354 code for a protein of 748 amino acids.
GACGCCGCCUCCCGUUUCUAGGUAACGAAGGGGGGGUUUAAACAACGCUGCCGCUACCUGCGGGACCCCAGUCUUCUCGGCCCCUUAACCCUCGGACGCCGAGAGCCAUGGUCUUGCCGCUGCUGCCUGGCAACAGCUUCAACCGCAAUGUGGAAAAGAAGAAGUUCCACAAAUCUCAACAUUGGGGCUUUUGCAACAAUGUGAGGAUGCUGGUGAGUGAAGAUAAACCUGGAAUAGGUGGAGAACUGCUUCCUGGGCAAAAGAUGAAGCCUAAAUACAGUGACUUUCCUAAAGGAAUGGGAAGCACCGUGCCAUCCUGGAUAGCUUUUGAUAAGCAGGUAUUAUCUUUUGAUGCCUAUUUAGAAGAUGAAUUGCCUGAUAAAACUCAAGAAAAGUAUAGAAUAAGACGCUAUAAAAUCCUCUUCUACCUCGAAGAUGACACAAUUCAAGUAAAUGAACCAGAGUUGAAAAAUAGCGGACUGCCUCAAGGGACUUCUAUCCGGCGUCAUCGGAUUUCUCUCCCACCUCCUGAUGAAGAUCAGUUUUAUACUGUGUAUCAUUUCAAUAUCAACAUAGAUGUUGUCUUUUAUGGCCGGACAUUCAAGAUUUAUGAUGCUGAUACGUUCACAAAAAACUUUUUGAAGAAAAUAGGAGUCAAAUUAAACCCCCCAGGACGGUGUCCAGAAGAUCCUUACAUGAAGAUACGGAGAGAGACGCUAGACCGCAUGGAGCCCUUACGUCCUUAUGAGUCCUAUGACACCCUGAAACAGUUCCUUGAGUAUGAUAGGAAGGUUUUACGUUUUUUCUGCCUGUGGGACGACUCAGCCUCGAUGUUCGGGGACCGUCGAAAACUCAUUCUGCAUUACUUUCUGUGCGACGAUACCAUCGAAAUCAAAGAAGUGAUGCCACCCUGCUCAGGCCGGGUUGCCACAUCCUUGUUCCUCCGGAGGAAAAAGCUACCCAAGUAUGGCCCACCAGGAGUCUAUCAGCCAGGUCAGAUAACGGAUCGAGCAGUUCUUAACCUGUAUCGUGGCUUGACAGGGAGACCAGCGGACGGCUACCUGUUGGAUAAAUACAAGCUCGGGAAAGUAGACCAGGAGUUUUACAAAGAUAGUGACCUGUUCAUAGGAACCACCAUCAACGUGUGGGGAAGAAAAGUGCUUCUUUGCGACUGUGAUAACUUUACGAAGACCUAUUACAAGACUAAAUAUGGAAUUGAGAACUUUACCUCGAUUUCGUGCAAGGCCCCUCCUCCUCCAAAGAUAGAAAGGAAAUUUCCACCUUAUAACGGCUUUGGUUCCGAAGAGGAUUCUCUCCGCACCUGCAUAGGCCUUGUGCCCACGCCUCAUCAGAGGAACUUUAAGAAGUUCAUGGAGAAGAACAGCUAUGGCAGCACAAGCAAUAUACUCCGGUUUUUUGCAAAACUAAUCACACACAAACGUGUGGAACGGGACAGGAUGUUUGUCAUUUCGUACUUUCUCAGCGAUGACACGAUUUCAGUGUUUGAACCUAUAGAGAGGAAUUCAGGGUUUACUGGUGGGAUGUUCCUGAAAAGAAUUCGCGUUAAGAAGCCUGGACAAGAAGUCUUUAAAAGCGAACUACCAGAAUACAUCCAGGCCGAGGACCUGUAUGUUGGAGCCAGAGUGAACGUGAAUGGCUACCUGUUUCACUUGCUCAACGCUGACGAGUAUACCUUACGCUACAUGGAGGAGAAUUCAGAUCAGUUUCCUAUGAGCAGCAUUGAACUUGUCCUACAAAAGCUGAAAGAAGAACAAUCAAACUCCAGAGAGCUCAAGCAGGUAUUUAGAAAUGCUGACCCCAAGCUUACAAAGAGAGUGGAUUAUAAUACAUUCAGAGACAUAAUGAUGACUCUAACCGUUGGGAGACUCCUAGAACAUGAAUUUAUAACCCUUGCACGUCACUACGGGGUGCCCGAGGACACGUGUCCUGAUAUGAACAUCCUAAUGGCGCAGGCCCACGAACAACUCAAGAAAAAUACUUUUGAGAAUUUUGAAAGACUCAUUGCUACUUGUGUCUAUGAAGAUCGAGAAAAGAAAAAAGUGCUGCCCACCAAAGACAUCAGAAGGCUGUGCAAAUCCUUCAGGUUACCUCUGACUGAUGACCUCCUGGGAUGCAUACUGUCCGGGUUUCAAGACAGUGAAGAACAAAUAAAUUACGAGUUAUUUUUCUCUGCCCUGAACUGGAGAAUGAAUCCGAUGCCCGAAUUGCAAGCGGUAUCGUUUAGUAAAGAGAGAUGUGAAGAUGUCUGGCUCGGGAUGCCAUCACCUAUUCCUGUGAAAUACGUUGACUAUUUUAGACUUUUAAAGGAUGUAUUUGGCCUGGUGGAAGAGUAACCGCAUGCCAAUUUUUGGUCAACUCCCUUUGAUCUCCUGCUCUCGUUCGACUAAGUUUAUUUCACCAGAUACAAUUUCAUUAAAAAAAAAAAAAAAAAGCAAGGUUCGUACUGAAUUGAAAUCCAUAGAUCACAAUUGAUUUCCUUUUGUCGUUUUCGCAUUUCAGAACAUCAUAUUGCACAGCAUGAUUAAAAAUGCCAUUUAAGGAAACGUCAAA